UUUACAAGUAAAGAGGGAGCACACCCAGUAGCCUAUUACAGUCAUCGCAACGAGGAAAUAUAGAUAUUAUUAGCUAGAUUUAUAAACGAGAAGUAUAUAUUUUUAUCGCAUUCUCUCACAUUUUCUAAUGCCCUUUUGUAUUAUUUCUUCGGAGAAACAUCCAUGGACACCGAUCAAUUUCAUCCAUACCUGGACUUACAAUGAACAUGUUUUGUUAAAUUUAAAUCCAUUAUCUGGGGAUUACGUCAAGGAUCUGACGUUGGAAAUUCAACUACAGCAAUCGAAAAAUGGUGACGAUGGAGCAUCUUAUCACUGGCCUACGGAAUAACCAGCGACACGCAGUGUGAAUUUAGCGUUUGUCAGAUGGUUCCAGAGGAAGAAGCGUUACCUUAAAGUAGGAUCACACACCAGAGGAGCAGGCCUCGCCCAGGUGGAGGACAGACCUCGGGGGUGUUCUCUUCCUUCUCUCAUCCAAAGGCUGUUUGCUAAUUACUCUGAACUCUCCCUGCGUCUUAUCCUCCUUUCUUCUUCUUUUUUCUCAUCAUCCAGAUUUUUUUUAACCUUAAUUUGCACUGAUUCUUUUUUUCCUCUCUCCCCUUUCUUCCCUCGUUUUGUUUCAAGCGAGACCAAAACCAGUGCCAAAUAGACUGUGCCAAGAACAAAGCAAAAAAAAAAAAAAACAAGAUUUAAAAAAAAUCACAAACUCACACUUUUCACAUCCCCCCUCCCCCUCAGGUGUCUGCAGAGCUAGAUUCAGCGAGAGGUCACAGUGUGUUCCUGUUAGAUAUCAAAGCCCUUACACUUUUUCUUGGUCUUUCUCCCCCAACACACACAGACAACACUCCAUUCAUUAGUGUUCUACGCAGUAGCUGCUGCUAAGGCUUUCACAAACAGAGAGCACCGCUUUAAAUUUCAAAGUGCUUUUUUAAAAGGAUCGGGUCCGAGAGAGGGCUGGUGCUUGCGUAGCGCGGUGCCGAGCGCCGGGAGGAGACUGGUGAGCAGCGAUACUCCUGAACGUGCCCCACGGCAGAACACCGAGCACACGGCUCCUCCGUUGACUGGUCCGCUUGAUGGAUGAGCAACACAAUCCACAUAGAAGGAGAUAGAUAGACCGGCUGCUACGAACGUUUCUUCAUCUCCCUCCCUUUGGUUUUCCUCUCUUCCUCUACCUCUCUCUCUCUCUUUCUCUCUGAGGAAUCUGUGUAGCAUCCCUUCCCUGUGUAUAGUGCAUGCGAUCAUGCUCCAGUGAACAUUCGGAAAAGCCCCUUUUUCCAUUUCAUUUACAGUGAAAGUAUUGUUGCAAAUGAUAGUCAACAGUUUUGCUCUUCCUUUUUACCCCUCUCAGUACACGGAACAUUAACCCUACAUAUGGCCAUGCAGUUUAUCUGUGGAAGAGACCACUCAUGAAAACAUACAUUUAUAAGCCAUAGUAACACACCAGCCAUAUUAAAACCAAACACUUAAAAAUGUAUAAAAUCCCAUCAGUGAAGUGAAGUGUAGACGCAUAUGCAUUUAACAAUUUCUAAAUGUUUUUUUUGGUAAACUAAUGUUUUUUUAAUGUAAUUACAAUAUCACGGAUAUUAUAAAAUAUUAUAUUGUUUUAUUUAUAUAAAUUGAGAUUAUCGAAUAGAUUACAUACAUACUCUAUUCUGCUUGCGAAGUGAUAGUUUUAGUGUUCACAUCAUUCAACCUUAUCUUCUGUAUUGACGAAUGAAUCCAGACAUUUUCAUGUCUGUUCUCUGGGCGGAACCGCCCUGUCCUGCUAGAACUGGGCCCAAGCCCACUUUUGUCCUGUUCUGUUGGGCCAAACUAAACUCAGAACAAAGACACUCACGCAAAGGCUGCAGACGCACAUAGAGCCCUUUCUGUCUCCCCUUCUCCUUUCCUCCUUCCAUCCCCGAUCCAGACGCUCUCCCCUUUUCUCAAUCUAUCUGUGUUUUUUACCAUCUCCGACUGCCUUGAGCCAUUUCACUCACCACUUGGUUGCAAUCAGUUUUUAUUUUUGAUAGCUCAGUUAGGCAUGACCUGUGUUGUCCUUCAUGUCUCAAACUUAAAUGCUGCUUGGUACAGUAACCAGUACCCUCAUAUUCCUGACCAGACCUGGUGACGAGUCUUGUCCUACAGACACCUCCCAUAUAUUGCUCUAAUCGUCCUAUUACAUUCACUUCUUAGGAUUCCUAUUUCUCCAACGACAACUCGCUCUACUGAUCUUUGAUAGUUAUUUUGAGAGUGAACAGUAGCGGGAUAAAGUAACCCUAGCGUGCUACUUGUAACAUAUAUCGACAUAAAUAGUGCCAAUCUUGUGUCAGCACUACUCCCUAAUUAGUUUACAACCUGAAGAAGGGAGACAGUAUCAAAUGCUGCGAAGACAAGUGUUUACAACUCAGAUAAAGCUCUAAGAAUUAAGUCUUACAAUUUAAAUAGUUUUCCCUAUAGUUUUCCCAAAAUACGUUUACAGGUCAAAACUUACAAAGGUUAUGACUAAAGUGCCAAUUUAGUCUCAAUACUUUUAUCUAAAGGUAAAAUUUUAAACACAGAAACAAAGUUUACAUGCAAAAGUAAGUGUUUACGGGAUACAUUUUACAUUGAAUUAACUCCAUUUCAGUCACCCUCCACCCCCCCUCCCCUUAAAAAAAACAAUACAUUUCUUUCACCUUUCUCGGUCAUUGAAAGGUGUUAAAGUUUACACUUUCUCAUUUGUUUACAAGACAAUACUGCCUAGUAAAAGAAAGCCAAUACUUGCCGUGAUAGAAUUCAGGUCAGCAGAGAGAAAACAAGCAUUACUGUUCCAUACAAGUACUAUCAUUCCAUAAAUAUGACUUUGUCAAUGUGUGUUUACAAUACAGAGCCACACAUAUCCCAUUUACAUCACUGUUAAACCCUUAUCAUUCCAUGGUUGAAGAGUUUCUUAAGAUUCUUCUCAAAUAGUGCUUUUAUCAGAGUAACCAUAACCCAGGCUGUCAAUCUGAGCACCUACAAUUUUUAGUCCUAAAAACAAAUAUAUGAACCUCAGUGUUUACAUAAGCUGCUUGUAAGGAUGGAUUUUUACUGAACGCUUGAGAGAUAUGUUUACAUUAUAAGACCUUAUAGUGAAAUGCCAAACACACAGUGCUUGUAUAAACUCAACCAACUGAACUGCAAGUAGAAAGAUUCACACUUGCAUAUGUAUGGUCAAAGAACACUCCUUUGAGGUUGAGGUUGCUUUUUAGAAGUUGUACCCUUGACAAAAGAAGCUUUUUUUAUAUUGUUACACUUACAUAAGUGGUAUUUAAAGAAGAAACAACACAGUGCAUCUUGGUAUCAAGACAUUUCGCUAAGAUCUUCAAAGAUUUUGCGACAGACACGGUUGUAUUUAUUUUUUGUUUUAUAUCGGCCCAGACUCUUAGAAAAUGAGGCCCUCAUUGUACACCAAGAUGUUUUGCACCUCUAUCAUACUUCUCCUUUCUGGCCUUUCCGUCUCCGGUGCAACCAUCACCACUGAACGGCGUGCUGCCGACAAGGAUUCCGCCAGUACAUCCCUCUUCCUCCUCACUGGUUUCCGAGGCAAACCAUUACCGCCUCCCCCGGCAGGGCCGAAAACAGCACCCAAGGAGGCCGAGGUUGAGGACGAAGGAAUGCAAAAGGGGGAGGAGUUACCACCUAAGCCCCUCCCCCAAGUCAUGCUCCCCCAGAACAUGACGGCCGAGGAUGCCCUGAAGCCGCCGUGGGGCGCUGCUCAGGUGGCUCCGCCCCCACGGCGUCUGGUGGAUGUGGAUGUGUGCAGGGGCUACUACGACGUGAUGGGCCAGUUCGACAACACGUUCACCUGCGCCAAGGACACGUACAUCUACUGCUGUGGGACCUGCCACUACCGCUUCUGCUGUGAGCACCAACGCAGCCGUCUGGACCAGGAGUCCUGCAACAACUAUAUCUCCCCAGUCUGGGCCAACACCCAGAUGCCGGGCUCGGUGGCACCAGGGAACCGGCCCGACCCGUAUCUGAAGACCCUGCAGCAGCAAAGCAACAGCACCGCUUACGUGAUUGGAGGGGUGAUCUCCUUCACCCUGUUGCUGGCGGUGGGGAUCAGGGUGGCCUUCUCCAAGGUGUCACGUAGGCCCCGGAAUAGGGACAUCAACAUGCCCAGAGCCCUGGUGGAUAUUCUACGACACCAGUCCAGCCCGGUCCAGCCUGGCGAGAGGAACAACAGCAAUGUUGUGACCACCUCCACCUCAGACGCGACACUGGGCCGCCCUCCUAAGAACCUCUACACCCCCGUCAUCCCGACCAAGGACAACCGCAUUGGCAACUUGCACCAAAAUUUUAUCCAGGUGUCUGGUACCAGCCCAAAACAUACGGCUACUAUCGAACGUGUGCCCCGCAUGAACAACAACCAGCUGGCCUCCAGUGGAGGGAGCACUCUCAUCUCCAGCAAGCUGAAGAACAGCAUCAGCUCUGGGCCCGGCGCCGUCCCAGGUCCCGGCCUGUACUCCCACCCCCACCCCUCCUUCUCCCACUCCUUCCACAACCUGGCCCAGCUGCCGCCCUCCUACGACGCAGUCAUGAAACCUGAGAUCAACCGCUACAGCUCUCUGAAGAGGCUUGAAAAAGAUCUAGAUGACUACUCGGGCUACUACACUUCCAAACGGAGACCCAACAAUGCCCCUCCUUCCUUUCACUCUUCCCAGCACCACCUCCACUGGGGGGGAGACUACACCCUGGGAGCCCGCGGGACACUCCCCCACCACAGCUCUCGUCCCAGGAUCCACAUCCCCAUCUCCACCCCCAACCCCUACCCCCUCCCUGCCCAGUCUCAGCCCCAGUACAGCGCCACCUUCGACAGGCCACCUCGUCGGGUCAUGUCCCAGGACCAGCUCCUGGCCCUGGGGGAGGGUAACACUCUCUCCAGGCUGUCUAAGAACCAGCAGCAUCAGUAUUACAAAGCCAUGACCACCAGCAAGACCUCCCAAACACUGCGCAAGUCCCAGGAACGUCUGCUGGUCUCCCCAGACCGACUGGAGGAGAGGAUGCUCGGUAUGGGCGACUUUGCGGGCAUGAUGCCCACCAUGCCACGUCUCACGCACCACCAGAAGGCCCAGUCAACGCAAAACGUGUGCGCCACGCCCUCCCUGGAUCGCCACCACAUGAUCAAGAUGAACUCGCACCCCACAUCAGGACAUGAGCACGAGAGGCACACGACAACGAUGAUGAGCGGGCCUGGGGGGGGAGGCUGGGGGGAUCCCCACGGACAUGGGGCGGGUUUGGGGAGCAGUGGAGCGGGGACGACCGGGGGCCACAAUGCCCGAAGGAUGGCCUUCGCUAGCAAGAGGCAGAACACCAUCGAACAGCUGCACUUCAUCCCAGGGGGAGGAGGAGGGGGGCAGGGACUGAGGACGGCGAGUAAGAAUGAGGUGACCGUGUGAACUCAAGGGCGACAGGGAGAAAGAGAGAAAUGGAGAAGGAGAAAUGGAGAUGAGGAAUGUCCAAGCCGAAGACAUGAAGUCGGAAGAUGUGUCUAACUCAACAUGAUGCGGAAAACGAGUACAAGAGGCCUCGACCGGAGAGAAAUGGUCAAACUGGUGAAAGUCACAAAGAAGAAGGUUCAUCCCAACAAACAGCCUCAGAUGAGUCCAUGGAAAUUUCAAGCAAAAGAGAAGACAGGCUCAGAGGAGACCUGACCACUGUUAGAAGUGCUUUGAAGGAAAGCAACCGCAAAGACAGUGACAUUGUUUAAAGAAAUUAUUCAACCCCAGUGUUUCUAUUGGUGUUAUUGUACGGUUUGGAAAUGAGAGUUUUCAGCCAUAUUAUUAAGGAAGAGAAAGAUGAGGCAGUGUAAAGUGCCAAAAUAUAAACUAAACUGUUUUUUUUCUCCCUUGUGAGUGCAUUUGAGAUAUGACCAUGGGUUAUCCUUAGUAUAUAAUGUAAGGAUUUUUAUUGGUGGAUCCAGAUGGGUCAUAUUUGUAAUGUUGAUAGUGUUUACAGCAGCAUUUUGUGAAGGGCCUAGUAUUCUCACAUAGAAAAUACUGUACAAAUGUCCUACCAGAUAAUAGGAUUGAUAUGUACUUUAAAGAAGAUAAGGUUAUUUUGUACUUUUGUACAAAAAACAUUUAUAGACUGAACAAUAUUGCAUAUUAUUGCUUUUUAAAUGAAUUAAUCUGUUGAUAUGAGCCCUCUCAGACAGUACAAUAUACAUUAUGUCUUCACAAAACACAGAACCCCUGUCCAAAUAACGCUCAUCUCUGGACAAUAUAUAUAAAAAGUUGUUUUGAGGAGGGUUAUCCUAAUCUCACAUUCACCACUAUAUAUUCCAUUUGAGACCCUGUGAUUGGUUAACCACUUGAUUAUGUGGCUGAAUUGACUCGCUGGGUUGAUUUGACCUAUCACUUUGAUGCAUCACCUUUAUACCCUCUCCUGAUUGACUAAUGGCCAUGGCGUGUGUCCAUCCCACCGAGGAGUUGCUUGUUAGGAUCACUAGUGUACGGUGCAUGUCUCAUGACUGAUGACCAUUCAGUCAUAACACCACGGAGAUCAAUACUGUCCUGUUGAUAGUGGCCACACAGAAAGCCAUCAUUUUACACACAAUCAGUCGGUUUCAAGGGCCCAGCUGUCUGUGUGUGACAAUGGACCACAAGAUAGGAACAGCACGGAGAGUUUUUACUGAUGUCAAUCAGUUGACUUUGUUCUAGGUCAAUUGAAGGGCUUUUUGCUGCCCCAAAAUCUUGCCCUGAAACCAGAAAAAGCUCUUGGGACUUUAGUAAACACAUUUGUUUUCUCUGAAUGCCACAUAACAUAGUAUGAAAUCAAAAGCACUCCAGCAGCAGUUCACAUUUUAUUGG
Molecule: messenger RNA, 6812 nt
Organism: Osmerus eperlanus (European smelt)
Lineage: Eukaryota; Metazoa; Chordata; Actinopteri; Osmeriformes; Osmeridae
Gene: shisa7b
Product: shisa family member 7
Exons: 7
Coding region: 3390-5399 (669 amino acids)
Biological process (GO): regulation of AMPA receptor activity; regulation of short-term neuronal synaptic plasticity
Cellular component (GO): postsynaptic density; postsynaptic membrane; dendritic spine membrane
Source: RefSeq, a predicted model, not a curated record